GCUACCUAUCGUGAAUGGAACCGACGACGUCAAUACUGUUGGAGCCGAAGGCGGAGGCUCACGUAGAUGACCAUAGCCACAACAUAGUGAAUGUGGAUAAAGAGGAGGAUGAACAUAGCGAUUCCGGUUCACUGAUAACCGGCGUCGUUUCGGUCGGUGAUGCUAGUGACGACGAUGAUGGUGAUUUUGCGGUGGAGACGACGAAGUUGGAGCUGCCUGAGGAAUACGCAGAAAGCGUUAUGGUUCUAACGUGCGAUUCCACAGCUGAAGGCGGAUCCUGCCAUGUGUACUUGAUUGGCACGGCUCAUGUCUCUGAGGAAUCAUGUCGAGAAGUUGAAGCUAUAAUAAGCUUGAUGAAACCAGAGGUCGUCUUUGUGGAGUUGUGUUCAAGUCGAUUAUCUAUUCUCACUCCUGCUUUGAAGAUUCCGACGGUGCCGGAGAUGAUAGACAUGUGGAAGAAGAACCAUAACGCAUUCGGAAUAGCGUACGGAUGGUUUCUUGCACAGGUCGCCAGCAAGCUUGAUGUAUUACCUGGUGCCGAGUUUCGUGUGGCGUAUGAAGAGGCACACACAUAUGGUGGCAAGGUGAUUCUAGGUGAUCGUCCUGUACAGAUCACGUUGAAGAGAACGUGGGCUAAGAUGCCUCUAUGGCACAAAGUAAAGUUCUUGUACGGCUUAGUGUUUCAACCUGUCUUUCUCCCUAGCCCUGAGGAACUUAAGAAGAUGCUAAAAGCUAUGAACAAUGUGGAUAUGCUGACGUUGGUGAUUCAAGAAAUAAGCAAGGAGUUUCCAUCUCUCAUGGAUACACUUGUGCAUGAGCGUGAUACGUACAUGGCAUGUAUGUUAUCAAGAGUUGCAAGUGAGCAUAGCUCGGUCGUGGCAGUUGUUGGUAGAGGGCAUCUUCAAGGGAUCAAGAAGAACUGGAACCAACCUAUAAAGAUGAAGGAUCUGUUGGAGAUACCGAAGAAUGAAUCAAAAUAUACAGCUAAGUAUGUUCUCAAGUCGCUGACGGUUGCUGUCGUCGGGAUAGCUAUAGGCUCACGCUUGUAUCUUUCCACCAGAAGUUGAGUUAUCUUCAAGGCAGAGAGAGUUUCUCAGGAGGGCAAUAAAAAUUAGGCCAAGUGUUAUGAUUAUAUAGAUUUUUAGUAACUAUUGUCAUGAUAUAUUAUUUAUUUUUGGUUUAGCGGUUGAAAUCAUUUCAUGAAAAUCUAG
Molecule: messenger RNA, 1211 nt
Organism: Brassica oleracea var. oleracea
Lineage: Eukaryota; Viridiplantae; Streptophyta; Magnoliopsida; Brassicales; Brassicaceae
Product: traB domain-containing protein
Exons: 9
Coding region: 15-1067 (350 amino acids)
Source: RefSeq, a predicted model, not a curated record